Molecule: messenger RNA, 982 nt
Organism: Cyprinus carpio (common carp)
Lineage: Eukaryota; Metazoa; Chordata; Actinopteri; Cypriniformes; Cyprinidae
Gene: nanos2
Product: nanos homolog 2
Biological process (GO): oogenesis; negative regulation of translation
Cellular component (GO): perinuclear region of cytoplasm
Molecular function (GO): zinc ion binding; mRNA binding
Source: RefSeq, a predicted model, not a curated record
GUUUUUUAUUUCUGAAUAAACAGCUUUUGUAAGGGUUUUAUAAUCGUUUGCUUAUAUUUUGUCAGGCUGUUUUCUGGUAGGUUCUGGCAACUUAUUUUUAAUGGCACAGGUUUGCACGUAGGCCUAGUUGAAAAUGUUACAAUGUUAACAAGAGACAGACAGACAGACAGACUCACGUGAACUCAGUCUGGCACGUGUUGCUAAUUGACACGAUCAAAACAAACAGGAGCGCGUGCCUGACCCUAGUGACCUUGUGGCGACCUCGGUCAUGCACGGGCCAGGUGUUCAGAGCCCCAGACAGAACGCAUUCCUGUCUGGAAUCUUUAGACGAUUCUGCUAUAAAUAGAUCGGGGUGAUGAUGGGUGACACACACCUGCCUCAAACCGGACAAGAUGCAGUCCUCCUCUUUAACCGAGCGCGAGAAUAGCAUCCCCGCAGCUGACGGCUGCUUCCUCAUGUGGCGCGACUACAUGGAUCUCCGCAGGACUCUGUCGCAGCUGCUGGAGCAUCGCGACGAAGGACGCGCCUCAGCUGAGGGUGGGACACCCGCGGAGGGCUCCAUGAGAGCCGGCUCCACCAGCAGCGCCUCCAGCACCUCUGCCUCCUCCAGCCGCGACCUGGGCACCCCGCGAGACACCUGCGGAUUCUGCCGACAAAACGGAGAGACGGCUGUGGUUUACACGAGUCACAGACUGAAAGCCCGAGACGGACGGGUCCUCUGCCCGAUCCUGAGGAGCUACGUGUGCCCGUUCUGCUCCGCCACCGGAGACUGGGCGCACACGCGCCACUACUGUCCGCGCAGGAACACACCGAGGACCGGCGACGCGUGAAUCAACGGACUCGCAUACUUUCGUUCUCCUGAAAACUGUAAGCCUGUGUUCGAAGCAUGUUAUGAAGAUAUGUUCAAAAAAGUUGUUUGCUUGUUAAAGUUUGAAACGUGUUUUUAUGGUUCCUUUGAAAAUAAAAAUAUAUAUUUUUCUAG